UAAAUUAUCUUGCUGGGGAGCUCUGGAGUAGGAGCCAGCUGGUUACCUGUGCUGCAGAGAACAGCAGGUAAAACUGGGCCCUGUGUGGGAGUUCCCCACCGCUCACGCUCUGGCAGGCAGCACCCACCGCCUCUGCAGGGCUCCAGGUGCCUCUGGCAGGGCGAGGCCUGUCCAGUUGUUUAGAAGGUGUCAAUUGCCAGACAAAGAUCCUCCCACCAGGGUCCAACUGCACUGCUCCAGGCCUGCCCACAGGAGGCUGCAGUGCAUGGGGUUACAUGCUCCCUCCAUGGGUCCCCCAGUAAGACGUGACUCUGGGCCCCCGUGGCAGUGGAAAGCUCUUUUGCCCAGCCGGCUUGUGGUGGGGUGGAUUUCCCAUUGCGUCCAAGAGAAAGUCACUGAAUCUCAUGCGCGUUAGGCCCUGGAUCCCUAACUGGGGGCUGCUGGUGCCCCAGGCUCUCCCUAAUGAGCAGGGGGAGAUGUGGACCCUGGGGAGACAAGCUUGUGAGAAGCUGACCCCCUGACAGGGCAGGAAGUGGCCAUAUGUUGUUUUUCCCUAGAAAAGGGAAGUUCCUCAAAUCUCUCACAUCACUGUGGCUAGCAGAUUUUUGUGCCAUGGGAAGUAGCCAGCACUUCUGGGACUUGGUGUCCUCGGGCACUGUUCAGGGUAAUACAGGGGGAUAGGGGCUGUUGGCUCAGCGUGGGGGUCAUGUGUAGAAGUCUCCCCAUGGCCAUUGGGGACAGUAACUUGUAGCAUUUUAUCUAUGGAACCGGCCGUGGGAACACCACAGGGCAUCCCAUGUUCACCCCAGCAUAGACCUGCACCCAGGGCUUGCAUGGUGCUUUCCACUCUUCCCUCAGCAACUGCUGGCCACCCGCCUGCCUGGGGGCUGGACAAGUCGCCCAGGGAGCCUGUGGCCAGGGUGCCAAUGCAAGCUGUUCUGCCCAGGCAACGUCCUGAGCCUCUCGACUUCUCACCAGUUCAAAAGGGCCUCCCCCAGGUAAUGCCCAAGGCCAUUGCCCUGGCGUGCCAGUCGGAGCAACAGGGCUGUGGUGUGACCUGCCAGCAGCCAGGAGGCCAUGAGUGGCGCUCGCUCAGUGUCUGCUGGGCCCAAGGAAUGGUGUGUGCGCAGACGUGGCGCAGCAGGCAGCCAGUGGGGAGGGGGCUGUGCAUGUGUAGCCCCUUGUUCCUCAUCUAAUUGGGAGGGGUCGAGCCUAUGGCUGUGCAGACCCCUCUCCUGCCAGCCUGCCCCCAAUGUGAAGCAGGGGGGGCUGAGAGGCUCCGGAGCACUAAUUCCCUGAGCUGGGGUGGGGAGCAACCAGCUCUCGGCUUCUGCCUCCGAGCCUACCUGCCCCAUGGCACCUGGGAAGCAGCCUUGGCUCUGGGGGCGGCGAGGAGGCAGCAAGGGGCCCUUUCCCCAGGGGGUGGGUUACAGGCCAAUUCACCCUCCUGUGCAAAUAAAUCCGCCAUUGAACUGCUGGGAAGGGAGCAGGCCCCAGCCCAGCCCUGGGAGCCUCCUGGUCUCAGUGCGUUCCAGGGGGACUGCUGCUGAUUUCAACAGGCACAAUGGGGGCCAGGCAGCUCCGAGCAAUGCUGCCCUGGGACAGAGGGAGCCCUCCCUGUCGGUCUCCGCAGCGCCACUGUCCUGCCCUGCCAGCCUGCUGCCUUCACCUCCAUCCCACUGCUGCCUCACCUGUUCCCCCUCGUCCUGCAUGUAGACUGUGAGCUCCUUUGGGAGGGUGCACAGCACCUAGCACCCUGACCCCUCCCCGGGGUGUGGGAGUGUUACCCCCAUACAGUGAAAGGUGUGUGCAGGAGGUGGUCAGCGCACAGCUCGUUCCGUCCCCACUGUCCCCUGCCCCCUCUGGUGCCCAGAUGUGGUUGCUGUUCCGGGUGUCAGCAGGGGCUGAGCUGGAAGGUGGGGCAGGCACAGGAGGAGGAAGAACAGGCCGAGUUGGGCAGGCAGGCAGCUGAGGGCGGGACCAGAGAGCGUUGAAAGUCCCAGCUCCUUCCCCAGCUCUACUCACUCUGGCCCCCCUCCAGGCUGAUCGCACCAUGAGCCGCUGGCUGCUGGCUGCCCUGGCCCUCUGGGCUGUGAGCGGUGGGGACUCCCUGCCAGCCUGUAGCUACCCGCCCAGGCUCUUGUGCAGCUCCUGGAAGAUUGCCGUGGCCUGCCAGGUGGAGAAGCAAUGCACCAACUUCUACCACCGCCCCCAGGCAGCCGACCCUGUGUCGCUGAGCCUGUAUUACGAGAGCCUGUGCCCGGCCUGCCGCGGCUUCCUGGUCACCCAGCUCUUCCCCACCUGGGUGAUGCUCAAUGACAUCAUGAACAUCACACUGGUGCCGUACGGAAAUGCCCAGGAGAAGAACGUCAGCGGGAAGUGGCAGUUCGAAUGCCAGCAUGGCGAACCAGAGUGCAAGGGGAACAUGAUUGAGACCUGCCUGAUGUACCAGCUGAAGGACUUUGAUCGGUUUUUCCCUGUGAUCUUCUGCAUGGAAUCGGCGGGCUCUGUGGUCGAGAAUCUUGCAGCUUGCCUGCAGGUCUAUGCCCCAGCUACCCAGCUGGCUGAGAUCACGGCCUGCGUGACAGGAGAUCUGGGGAACAAGCUGAUGCACCACAAUGCUCAACUGACAGAUGCCCUCAACCCACCCCAUAACUACGUGCCGUGGAUCCUCGUCAAUGGGAAACACACAGACGCUCUCCAGGAGCGAGCCCAGAGUGCUCUGUUCAAGAUGGUUUGUGAGAUGUACACGGGUGAAAAGCCAGAUGCCUGCAAAGAUGGGGGAGCUGAGUCCCAGUUCCUCUGAAGACCCAGUCUCUCUGCCUGAAUUAACCCCCAGCCUAGGGCAACUCCCUGCACCCCAGCUCCUGGCCUUGCAAUUGGGGUGACCAGACAGCCAGAGGCAGCGGGGGAUGUAUUUUUGCCUGGUAUGAUGUCAGCUCUGGGCUCAUGCCCAGUAACCUCUGCUGCAGGUGGGGCCAGUUCAGUUGUGAGCGGUGGGUUGUUGGGAGAAAAGGCACAAGAUGGUUUGAAUUUGGACAUGGGAAUUCGAAGCAUCUCUUCACCCAGGGUGUCUAGCACCAGGAGCUGUGCUAGGGAGAGCCCAGCCUUGUAAUCAGGAAGAGCAGCAGCAGCAGCCCUGCAGAGGUCAGGGAGCAGCACCAGCUGGAGAGUCGGUUAAAAGAGCAAGUUCUGCUGGAGAGAGGCAUCUGGUCACCCUGACUCCAGUAGGCAGCCUGGCUGAGCAGCUUGGCAGCAUGGGCCUGGAAGGGCUUCCAGAUAUCUCGGCCAGCGUAAGUGUGUCGAAUACACUGCGUUGAAAGCGCAGGAGCAACUAUCCACAUCAGGGAACUCCCUGACCCCCUCGGCUCUUCCCUCUCCAGAUCUCUGUCAAGAUGAAAUAAGGGAGGGUACAUUCCGGCUCAUUCUCCGAGGAGGUGCCCCAUCCCUGGGCUGGAACCUGCGCCUCUCACAGCAGACAGUCCAAACCAGGAAUGGGGCCCCACACCUGACCUGCUUUGCCCCGGCCUUGGGCACCAGCAAGACUGGCUGCAGAUCUUGCUUUAUGCUGCGCAGCUUGCCGGGUGCUGUGACCAGAGGGGGACAAGGCUUAAGCACAGCAAAUCUUGGGGGACAUGCUACAUUUGCUUUGCUGAUUUGGUGCCUGACACCUGACCCUUUGCCCGUACUGAUGCCUUCUGUGAACUAGCUCCACCGGCCCCUCCAAACGCUGACAUCUCCAUGUCCUCCACCCACUGGCCCCUCCAGGAAAUGGUUCUGUGUCGCUAAGCCCCAUCCUCCUUCCAUGCAAACAGACCAGUGCCUUGCCCUCCCCAGCCUGAUGCACACUCCCUUCUACUUGCUCUAAUUGUGUUGAUGUCACAAAUGCAGAUUCUUGGGACUCGGGGUAGGAAUGCCCUUCCUGCAAAUGAAUCUAUUGAGUAACUUCCUGA
Chelonia mydas (Green sea turtle) is the source of this 3953-nucleotide messenger RNA. It is a transcript of the gene IFI30, whose product is annotated as IFI30 lysosomal thiol reductase. Gene Ontology annotation, molecular function: oxidoreductase activity, acting on a sulfur group of donors, disulfide as acceptor. Gene Ontology annotation, cellular component: lysosome. The record is from RefSeq and is a predicted model, not a curated record. Lineage: Eukaryota; Metazoa; Chordata; Testudines; Cheloniidae. The coding region runs from base 2054 to 2806 and encodes 250 amino acids. The transcript is spliced from 7 exons.